CGGCAUCAGUUGCAGUGUACGAUUUAGUAAAAGUGUGCAAUUUUUGCGGCUAAUUUGCCACGGCGCUCCUGGUCAUGUCGAAAAAAAUUUUGAGUCCGGGCGAUUUAGAAAAGUCGUUGCAACAGGUGGUGAGAGAAUUAGAAGAAGAGGGGUCGACAAUAGAAAAUCAACGUGAAGAAUAUUGUGACAUAAUUGAUGAUGAAUUUUACAGUGAUUCAGACCAGGAGCCAGAAAUUAUUGAAAGGAACGAUUAUAGCAGUGAUUCUGAACUAUCAGCAGAUGAAGGAGAAGCAGAAUUUGAACCACGCGAACAAGAAGAAGAUUACCAAUUUUUUAUUGGAAAAGACAAUAAGACUCUUUGGAUUAGUCAGCCUAGUUCUUCAGGUGAAAUGCAAGCCAAAAACAUUAUAAAAAUUUUACCCGGUCCAAAAGGAAAUGCUAAACGAGCGAAAACCGAAAUCGAUGCAUUUAAUUUGUACAUUACUGACGAAAUGGUUGACGAUAUCGUGGCAAAUACCAAUAUCUAUAUUGAAAACAAUAAAUCUUCUAAAAUGUAUUCGAGAGAAAGAGACUCCAAAAACACCACCAAAUCUGAAAUCAAAGCACUCCUAGGUGCAUUAAUUUUAAUUGGCAUCAAAAAAGGUAGUCAUACAAAUUGUUUGGAGCUCUGGGAUUCAGAUGGAACUGGACUCAUUCUUUUACGUGCACUCUACAGUUACAAACGUUUUCUUUUCUUGAUGCGCUCUCUGAGGUUUGACAACAUAUUUACUCGAGAUGAAAGGAAGUUGCAGGAUAAACUUGCUCCGAUACGUGAUUUUCAUCAAAAAUUUGUUACCAAUUGCUUUGCUUAUUAUAACCUAAGUGAAUUUGGUACCAUCGAUGAAAUGCUUCACGGUUUUCGAGGUCGAUGCUCAUUUGUCCAGUACAUUCCUAAUAAGCCGGCAAAAUAUGGAAUAAAAAUGUGUGGACUCUGUGACGCAAAAACAUUUUAUACACUUAAUUUCGAAAUUUACUGCGGUAAGCAACCAGCAGGACGAUAUGCUACCUCUAACAAACCAGAUGACAUUGUGAAAAGAUUGAUUGUACCUAUAGAGAAUACAAAAAGAAAUAUCACCACUGAUAACUAUUAUAGCAGCUUGUCACUUGCUGAGUAUCUGUUGCAAAAAGGUAUAACAUUUUUGGGAACGAUGAAGAAAAAUAAGAGAGAAAUACCAGUCGAAUUUUUGCCCAACAAAACUAGAUCUGUCAACUCUCAUAUUUUUGGAUUCCAAGAACAUUUCUGUCUUACUUCUUCCGUUCCAAAAAAAAAACAAGGCAGUUAUAUUUCUCUCAACAAUGCACAAUGCCUCAGAUGUGGACCAAGAUUUACGGAAGUCGUUGGUGAAUUUUGACUACAAUUCUACAAAAGGGGGUGUUGAUACAGUGGACCAGAUGUGUGCUUCAUACAGUGUAUCCAGAAUUACAAGAAGAUGGCCCCUCGUUGUAUUUUUUAGACAUCUCGAGAUAGCUGGAAUAAAUGCCCGUGUAAUAUUUAAAUUUAACAAUUUGGACAACAAAGAUGAAAGACGUGUGUUUUUGAGAAAACUGGCCCUUGAACUAAUGAAAGAUCACUUGAAAGAGAGGGCUCUGACACAAUCGCUCCCUAAGGACAUUUCUUACUUUUUAGACAAAUAUAGAAAUGAAGAAGGGACUGAAAGAGGUGAAGAAGUGAAGACUGGCAUUUGUUUCAUUUGUGGUACUCACAAAAACAAUAGAACCAAGCAAAAGUGUAAUAAGUGUGCAAGAAAUAUUUGUAAAAAGCAUAGUUCCACACAUAUUACAUGCACAAAAUGUAAAGAAGAGGAAAUGGAAGUAGAAUAAAAUGCUAAUCUGCAUAAUUAUACAAUAAAACGUUGUUUUAUU
Molecule: messenger RNA, 1902 nt
Organism: Dendroctonus ponderosae (mountain pine beetle)
Lineage: Eukaryota; Metazoa; Arthropoda; Insecta; Coleoptera; Curculionidae
Product: piggyBac transposable element-derived protein 4-like
Exons: 2
Coding region: 75-1391 (438 amino acids)
Source: RefSeq, a predicted model, not a curated record